Messenger RNA from Drosophila subpulchrella, 3677 nucleotides. RefSeq lists its product as uncharacterized. Gene Ontology annotation, biological process: response to DNA damage checkpoint signaling; epigenetic regulation of gene expression; meristem structural organization. The record is from RefSeq and is a predicted model, not a curated record. Gene Ontology annotation, cellular component: nucleus. Lineage: Eukaryota; Metazoa; Arthropoda; Insecta; Diptera; Drosophilidae. Bases 493 to 2778 code for a protein of 761 amino acids. The transcript has a single exon.
UUAACCUACUCGUACUUUGUGCCUAAAUGUUGUGUGUUCCUAACGGAAUUUAUACAAUGAACUGCCUUGGGUGUUCCUAGGGCGCGGCUCAUCCUACAGUUUGAUAUUUUGUAGCUUUAAUAUAUUUAAUUUUUUAUUUGCCUCGGACUGUCUGUGAUGAGUCGAGCCCCGUUGAUAAGCUUCGUCGUUUCAAAUGCCCUUGCAAAGAUUAGAAAUUGUCUGUAGUUUCGAAUAUUUGUUAUUUCGUUUUUAUGUGAUUCUUCUUAGGCAGUAGUCAAUUUGGAAAGUACGCAAGACUCACAAACAAAGAGCUGAUAGUAAUAUAGAAGUUUAAAUCCCUCCAUUCAGGAAUAAAUAAUUAAAAAUCUAAAGACAAAGAAACUUAUCUUCCAAUAUGACAACACUUUAAAAGUCAAAUAAAAACUGUAAACAAAAAAAAAAGAAGAAAAACAUAAAAUAGCAUAAAAAGAACACUACAAUACACAAGGAGGAAUGGAUGAGGAUGACUUCGAUUACCUGCCGCGGGGGAACACCAACAGAUUGAGCGUUCCGAAUGAUCCGGCUCUACAAGCAGUCUAUGAGCUUUACAAAACGCCCCUCGACGCCCAUCGUCAAUUGCUUUCGGAGCACAACAGGGAGACCUUCGCCGAGGCAUUGAAUGGCCCCGGGCAAGUGCCCACUUUGUCGGAUCUGUGCGUCCGGCAGUUGGCAACAUGUGGUAAUGCCCACGUGCCUGCUGCCGUGCGCCAGGAUCCGCUGAAGAUGCGCAUCCACUUCGACUCGCUCGACGUAGAUCUGCCCCUGCGAGAGUGCUACUAUGUGGAGGAUGUGAGCUACUGGAGGCGCGUGGUGCUGGCCAAGUGCUCGGACACUUGUCUUGUGCUGAAGGGCUUGAACGAUUACGAUUGGCGCGGCAAGGGAUUGAGCCUCAAGUACGUGGAACUGGUCGAGGCCUGCCCAGCCGCCCUCUGGCCAGAGGAAGAGAUGUCUCAGCUGGCCGUGCUGAUUCAGGAUCAAGUGCGCUCCAUGGACAUUCGGCACCUGCAAUCGCUGACGGAGUUUGCUUUCCGGAAAGUGGGACGCGAGGAGGACGACUCGGAGCCAGACAUCACAUCCGAAGAGUCUGCUGGAAUCGAGAUAUCCAGCGAUGAGCCCAUGACCCCGGUAGAUGGUGGCGAGGAGGAGGGCGAGGAGGAGGAGCGUGGAUCGGACUCUCCCUCUGCCCAUUCCAAGGUCAUUGGAUUCAACACAAAGUUUAUGGUCGACUACUCAGACGACGAAGAUGCCUCCGGCGGCGAGCGGCGAAAGCGUCGGCGGGAAAGGAACGCCGCCCGCCAGCGGUUAAGGGAUCUGAGGGCUGCCAAGGAGGCCGAGCACGAGGAGCGCAGGCGCCGUCGGUCUGAGGCGCGGAAGUCCAGGGAACCAGAGCCGCGCAAGAAGAGGAAGCGGAAGCAGCGCAUCGCAGGCGCCUUUGACAUCCGAGUGGAGCCAGAACCGGAUGAUGGUGAGGACAGGGUGAUGGACAAGCGCAACAAGCAGAGGUAUCUGCGGCAUCUGCAGGAAAUAAACUAUCCGGAGGAUGACUGCACCCACGUUGAUCUCAGCUUCGUGCGUCACUUUGUCAACCUGGUCUCGCUAAGCCUAGAGUUCCUGGGUCCGGCGGUGGGCAGGGAAUACCACCAGCGGCACACGCUGUUUUCGAUCAAGGACAUGGUUCGCCUGGCCCGGGGAUUGGCGGCACUGCAGCAGCUGCAGAUCUUUCGGCUGCGCAACAGCCGAUUGAGUAACUUUAAGCUGUAUACUCUUUGUCGAGCUCUGCGAUUGCUGCCCCAUUUGGAGGUGGUGGAUUUUGGCUACAAUCAGAUGACCGACGACUGUGGCCCCGAAUUGGGAAUACUGCUGGAACGGCCCAACAUGCUGAAGUCCCUGGAGCUGGAGUACAAUCGCUUGGACUCCCGGGCCAUGGCAGCCAUUGGAGAGGCACUGCAGCGACCAAGUGUCACCAGGCUGGAGUAUCUGGGAUUGGCCCACAACAAGAUGAGCGGUGAUUCGCUGGCCGUCCUGUGCAACUCCAUCAAGGGCACCGAGCACGUGGAGGAGCUCAAUCUGUCGGGGAUUGAUGCGAGUCCUCGGAUAUUUGUAGACGAAAUCGGAGAACUGGUGCGCCAUCAUGAUCCGCUUCGUCGGCUCACAAUGGUGGCAAUUCCCUUGGGCUUCAAGCUGGGCACUAGAUUGAUAUGUGCCCUCGGCGCCAACAUGAAGAUCACCCAUUUUGAUUGCCGCGACUGCGAUUUGGACGAGGACGAAGAGCUGGAUGCCGAGAUAUUAGUCAGGCGAAACAUCUCCCUCAACGAAAACACCUUCAUCUCGGAUACGGAACGCUUCCCCAGCAUGGCCGAUGUGCUGGAGUUUGCAAAGACGCUGAAGCAUCCGAUGGUACAGAAAAUCGAGGACGACAUGGCGAGGAGAGAGAACUGCAUCCGGUACUAUCCGCCACCAACGCCUAGUGUCCAUAGCAUCAGGCCACAGACGCUGGUGGUGGAGGAGUCGGAGUACGACAUUUGGCGGGUUCUCGGCAUUACUACCAAGACCACCACGGUCGCAACUCCACCUGAAGAUAUGGUAAGGAAAGCAAGUUCAUCCUCGGUACUUAACAAGGAACCAUUUAUUUACGAACCCAACGAAUUUACCUUGGAAGAGUUCCGAGCGCACGUAUUUCUGCCCGGGACGUCAAACAGGCACUCCUACUUUAUGAAACAAAGACAAUCGGCUCUAUAAUCUUUUCGAGGAUUGUGUUAUUCCCAGCAAAAUUCAAAGUUUUGUAACUCAUAAAAUUACAAAUUUGCUGGAUAAUGAGAUUGGAACUCUAGGCGAAAUUGAAAAUAAUGCAGAUUAUAAAAACAUAUAUGAAAUGUCACUGAAAAUCAAAUAUGAUAAUUAAUCGAAAUAAUAUUGUAGGAACUUGUUUUAUUUAAAAGUAUAAGCAUUAACAAACUAAAGCAAGCCGGUUCGGUUCUAUUACCUCAUCGAGGAAGUUAUGAGGCCCUUCAUAAUUAAAAUGUUGUAAAACUUUAAAAGUAGGAAGUUAAAUAUUUUAGAUAAUAAUGUUUGAGCUGUAGGCCAAGUUAAAGUUUAUAAGAAUGAAAUAUAUUAAUGAAUAUUACUAAAAACAGUAUAUGCGAGAGAAAGAGAAAGGUCGAAUUACGAAAAUUACAUUUUUUUAAGUUAGUAAAUAUAAUUAUAAUGUUAAGGUAUGAUUAUUUUAAGAUCGAUUAAGCCGAGGAACAGUUUUUGCAAGGGCAAUUUAUCUUUGGACUACCGAAGAUCUGCACUUAGUAUCUCUGUAGUUGUACUCUGCUUUACCCCUAUAUGUUGCUUUUUAGCUUGAGUUGGUUUGUCCUUUUUGAGUUGCCAUCUUGAUCACAAAUCUAACCCCGACCACCAACACGAUACACCCCACUCUCUCACACACCCACGCAGGCCACUUCGGCUCAAUUAUCCAGGUGCAAGCAGGCUUACGGCCACUAAUUUCCCUCACCAAAACGUCAAGAUCCGGAAGCUUCCGGGAUUGUCGUGGCUUCCAGGCAAAAAGCAAAAAAGCAAAUAAGCAAGAAAGCAGCAACUAUCUGUCGAACCCGUAAACCCCAACCGCUGCUAACCAAGUUUGUGUCCACUCU